Molecule: messenger RNA, 537 nt
Organism: Porites evermanni
Lineage: Eukaryota; Metazoa; Cnidaria; Anthozoa; Scleractinia; Poritidae
Source: the annotation of a GenBank genome assembly
AUGUUGUUGCAUUACGUAGGAGAAGAAACUUGUGAUGUGUUUGAGACCCUUACCGUUCCAGAACCGUCGGAAGGAAGUGACGAAUAUAAGACUGCCGUGAAGGCUCUUGCUCUUCAUUUCGAGCCUCAAAAGUGUGUGGAUUAUCACGUCUAUGCCUUUCGUCAGGAAACGCAAAAAUCUGGUGAAAACAUUAUCGAGUUUUACACACGUCUCCAGCGGUUAGCACGCAAGUGUCAAUUCGCCGAUCCCGAACUGGAAAUUAAGCGGUAGAUUAUUCAAGCAACCUUAUCGCUUCGCCUGAGACGUAAAGCAAUCGAACAGAGCCUCAAUCUUGAGAACUUAUUGAAAGUAGCUCGCGCCAUGGAAACCGCCCACGAACAGACCACUGAGAUGGAGAAACAGCAAUCCAGCGCAGUGGGCUAUGGUAGAAAUAAAGCAACCCACGUUCAGCAGAAAGAGAAUUCUCGUGGUCUACCAAAGUCUGGAUUGCGUAACAAUAAGUGUGGUUUAUGUGGUGGAAAUUACCCACAUCAAGGA